Messenger RNA from Clarias gariepinus (North African catfish), 3404 nucleotides. RefSeq names its product phosphotriesterase-related protein-like. Gene Ontology annotation, molecular function: zinc ion binding. The record is from RefSeq and is a predicted model, not a curated record. NCBI's taxonomy places the organism in Eukaryota, Metazoa, Chordata, Actinopteri, Siluriformes, Clariidae. The coding region runs from base 144 to 1193 and encodes 349 amino acids. The transcript has 5 exons. Gene Ontology annotation, biological process: catabolic process.
GAUCAAACAGCUUGUUUUUGCAUCGUACCUAGUGCACUUAUACAUACCGAAGUCGUAUUUGGGUUUACACUUGGAUUGACAGCCUAUAAAUUUGACAACUAAGUCGUGCAGCGAAACUUUGGAUUUAAGAUUUAUCUCAAGUCAUGUCUCCUUUGAGCGGGAAAGUCCAGACAGUCCUGGGCCUGGUGGAUCCAGACCAAUUGGGUCGCACCAUGACCCACGAGCACCUGACCAUGACUUUCGAGUGCUGCUUCGUCCCCCCGGCUCCAGGACACGAGAACAAUUCCUCGGCACCCAUCCAGCUGAAGAACAUGCACUGGCUCCAGCAGCACCCGUACAGCCACCGCGAGAACCUCCUGUUGUGCCAGGAGAUCGAGGCGGUGCGAGACGAACUAAUCUGCUUCAAGAAGGCUGAAGGUGGCACCAUCGUGGAGAACACGACGACGGGUAUAACUCGAAAUCUGCCCGUUUUACGCCAGCUGGCCAUGGAUACAGGGGUCAACAUUGUUGCAGGGGCCGGGUACUACGUAGACGUCACUCAUUCUGAUGAGAUGAGAAAGAUGACCGUGGAGAAGCUCACUGAUGUUAUAGUGAAAGAAGUGUCACAUGGUGCUGAUGGAACUGAUAUCCGCUGUGGCGUGAUCGGAGAGAUUGGCACUGGUUGGCCAAUCACAGAGAGUGAAAAGAAAGUGCUGCUUGCCACCGCACAUGCACAGACACAGCUGGGAUGUCCGGUUAUCAUUCACCCGGGCCGGAACCGUGCCGCCCCCGGCGAAAUAGUCCGAAUCCUUCAGGAGGCAGGAGGGGACAUCUCUAAAACUGUGAUGUCCCAUCUGGACCGAACUAUAUUUGAUCACGGUGAGUUGCUGGAGUUUGCGAAAUUAGGAAGCUACCUUGAGUACGACCUCUUCGGCAUAGAAAUGCUGGACUACCCCUUUAAUUUGCACAUCGACAUGCCGAGUGACAGCCAGAGGGUUCAAACUCUGGCAUUUCUAGUCAAAGAAGGCUACGAGGACAGGAUCGUCAUCGCUCACGAUAUCCACACCAAGAACCGUCUGACCAAAUACGGCGGGCACGGUUACUCCCACAUCCUGAAGAACAUUGUGCCCAAAAUGCUUUCCAGGGGCAUCAGUCAAAAGCAGGUGGACAAGAUACUGAUCGACAACCCCAAGCAGUGGCUAACCUUCAAAUAGAUCUGGUAUUGAAAUCGGAAGAUGGGUUCGAGUCAUGUGAUCAUGCAGAUUAAGCGUUUUCCCUUUAUGGAAAAAAAAAUCUACUUAGAAUGUUUGCAAAACACUUUCUUUUAUGAUCUUUGGGAAUCCUAAAUUGCUCAAAAAAGUUUUUUUUUUUUUUUUUUUUUAAAGGUAAAAAUAAUUAAUUUCUACAGUUUCAAAUAACAUGAUUGUUAAGUGUGUGUGUGUGUGUGUGUGCGCGUUUGUGUAUGUGUGAAAUUCAUCUCACCUUGGCUCCUCACUCAUCAUCCAAUUAAGAUAAAUCAAAAUAGAUUUCAAGGCUGUUGUUUUGUGUACCUCAUCAGGGAAAACGGCUGGAUGCGAUUAAUUAGGCGCACAAUUAAAGGAGGGUUUUGGGACAUCGUUCAAUACUCCAGACACAACAAUAAAUAAGACACCUUUUGAUUUCAGACAAAUACCUUCUGCUAAUCAUUCUGCUUCAAUGGGAAAUCACGUCAAUGCAAUGUCUGGACUGUAAUUGUACAUUCUUUUUUUUUUUCAUCCAAUCCUAAUUAAGAAUGUAGUGCAACAAACAUACUAACUUCAGACUAACUUACAGUACACUGAUAAAACCUUUUAAAUGGUAUGCCCAAAACAGCUCUGAUCCCUCGAGGCAUGAUUUAAGAUCCGGGGAAUUUCACCCCAACAACCCGACUGGAUCAACAACCUCGAACUCUUUGCAUAAAGUUGUGAUGCACUGAGUGUUUUGGUGCCUUUCUAUUAUAGCCAGCGAUUUUUUUUUUUCAUUCAUUCAUGCUACUGUGAGAUCAGAUAAGACAGACCUGCCUGAAUCAGCCUUGGGUGCCUUUGAUCCUGUCACCAGUUUACUGUUAUAUAACUGAUAAUUGAUUAAUAAUUAAUAUUUGAUAAUCAAUAGACAAAAUAGAUUGAUAUGUGAGAUUCAGUUUUUUGAAUUUGGAGAUUAUAAUGCUUAUUAUACAGUAUUACACUCGGUUCCGAACGAGUAAUCUGAUUACAUUACAUUAAUUACACUGUCGGUCACACAUGGGUGAAAGUAUGUGUACGGUUCACAGUACUGAGAAGAGAGCUGCCAAAAUCCACAUUAACAAUCAGUCAAAGAAGCACUUUCAGCAAAAAAAAUGAUCUAAUAAUGUUAUUUUAUUUUAACCAACACUUUGUAUGCUUAAUAACCAGUUAGGACAGGAUAAACUGUACGGUGGUGAAGCAAAAUAACUGGUUAAAUAAGCAAGCAAAUCGUAGUCCAUUAAUAAUAAAUGGUGUUUGUGGAACUGUUAUAUAAAAGCAAUAUUACAGUUCAGGAUGUGCUGUUGUACUAAAUAUAAGCAUGGCUGUGAUACUGUACUGUAUCUUCAGUACUCAGACACCCUCAUGUCUAAGACCUCAUCACAGUCGCGCUGAUAUUCGAUACAACAGCACUCCUACCCAAUGACGUGAUAUUGCUUAAAAUCGUGUUACAUUCGCUAUGUAAUUUUUUUUUGACUGAUAGAAACACAAUUAUUUGGUGGUGUUCAUGUACAGUAUAUCCCCAUGUUGUUGUUUCAUUUUGACUGAAUUUACAACACUGUGAAAAUAAAGCACUUAAUAAAUCAACUUUAAAUUAAAAGGAAGGAAAAAAAAACUUUGCCCUUAUUUGUCCUGAUAAAAAUUAUAUUAAAAGAUAAAUAUUUGUACCAUGUUCUUGUACUUGUUUGAAAAGGUGUCAGUGAUGGUGUAACCAAAAACACUGGUUUAGGCUUUAUACUUUUUCAAAAGAUUCUUUAGAGUUUGCACUUGAUGAUGUCGGAUGUAGUCUUUUUUUUGUGUUGUUGUUGUUGUUUCGCAACCAACCUGCGCCUAACAUGUGACAGCUACCAGCUGGGGAGGGUGAAGCCUAAUAACACGUGUUUCAUCCAUGACAUGUAAAGCCCAGCCAACUGUUGCUCAUGCUGCAUCACAGGACAGUGUAAUACACUCAGAGAAAAACAUUAUCCUAUCAAUCCUUCUACACAUACCUGAUCUCACAGGAUAAGGCAAGAGCAUAUGCUCCUCCCCUGCAGACGGCCAAAUGUGCUCAUAUUCUUGCACAGUAUGUGUAAAUAGACAACCGGUUGCACCACAUACUGUAAUACCUUUUUGCAAUAUUCAGUGGUGGAGAUGUUUUUUUUGUUUUUUAUUUUAGUGUAGAUUGCACAAUGCUGAUGUCAUUCAAUA